GAUGUCCCACUGAUCCCAGAUAGCACUAACUCUGGAAAGUAUCUUGCUCAAAUACGAAAGUGUGAACUAGUCCGACUUAAUCAAACAGGUCUACAUGAGGAUUGACGACAACCAGGAUGUUCUUAAUUCAAAACUUAAAAUCCAGGGCGGUGGACAUUCUUCCACUGAGGUGUUGAGGAUUGGAGAACCAUGGCUCAGUUUCAAAGCUUGAUAUGGAUAAUGAACCUAGCUAUCAUUUUGACACUUCUUCUAAACAUUCAGCUCUCUAGUGCAUGUGGUAAAGCAGAGUACAGAACAGGUGUUGAAUGCUGUCCUAUGUGUUCACCAGGACACCGGGUACAUAAACACUGUACAGAAUUUACAGUAACUUCCUGUGUCCCCUGUACCGGCUCCACUUUCCUUGAUGAACCCAAUGGUCUUACUGCAUGCAUACCGUGCACAAACAACUGUGACCCAGGCAUUGGUUUGACGGUAAAGCAGCCAUGUAGACCUUCAUCAGACACUGUCUGUGGGACACUGGAGGGGUUCUACUGUCUAGACCCAACUAAGGAUGGUUGUAGAGCAGCCCAGAGACACAGCAGCUGUAAACCUGGUCAAUACAUCAGCCACACAGGAACAACAUCUACAGAUACUGUGUGUUCUGACUGUACUGGUGAUACCUAUUCAGAUGGAUCAUUUACAUCCUGCCAGCCACACACACAAUGUGAUACCUUGAAGCUUCAGCAAAUUAAACCUGGAACUCAUUGGUCCGACUCUGAAUGUGGACCACAGACCUCCCCUCCCAUAGAAAUAAUAUAUGCUGUGGUGGGGGUGGUGUUACUAGCUGUGAUAGCAGCAGUAGUGAUAGUAACUACUACAAGAAGAAAAAGAAAAGAAACUGUGCAAAGGACAUACAAAUUAGAUUUCCUGGACACUGGUAUGGGGAAAAAAUGGACUCCAUUUGUUGAGUGACCAUGGAUUUGUAUAAUCCCACAGAGGAAACAUCAAGAGGCAAUGGUGCAGUGUAUGUCCAGUGUCACCCAUUUUUAAAAUUUUGUUAAACUUUUAUUUAACUAGGCAAGUCAGUUAAGAACAAAUUCUUAUUUACAAUGACGGCCUACCCCGGACGAUGCUGGGCCAAUUGUGCACCGCCCUAUGGGACUCGCAAUCACGGCCGGAUGGGAAACAGCCUGGAUUAGAACCAGGGGCUGUAGCGGCGACUCUUGCACUGGGAUGCAGUGCCUUAGAUCGCUGCACCACUCGGGAGCCCUGAUGCAUAGCAACGGGACAAAUGUUCUGUAAACAGUUCUAUUCUUACGAUCCUCCUAAAAUAUAUAUUUUAUUGUCACACUGGGAUACGUGCUGUGAAAUGUGUUGUUUUACAGGGUCCGCCAUAGGAGUACUCUGCCCCUGGAGUAAAUUAGGUUUAAGUGCCUUGCUCAAGGACACAUCGACAGAUUUUUCACCUUGAUUGUAUAGUUAUUUGUAUUGUACAGUUCCUUUUGUGUAUUUUGUAGGUAUUGUAUUAUACGUUGCACAUUAUUCAUUGCAUUGAUAAUGUAUUGAUGUUUUUGAUUCCAUGGGUUUAUAGUCUAUUCUAUUGAUUCCUUUUGAUUUUCUGUAAGUCAUGGGUUGUGAUUGUUUCACCACCAUCAGUGCUCAGCCUAUUGUUGCUGUAAGUGUAAUGUCCCCUCUUGGGAUUAAUAAGUAGAGGAUCUGCAAUAAAAUGAAUACAAUUAGGCCAGCUAA
This is a messenger RNA of Salvelinus namaycush (lake trout), 1728 nucleotides long. RefSeq names its product tumor necrosis factor receptor superfamily member 14-like. NCBI's taxonomy places the organism in Eukaryota, Metazoa, Chordata, Actinopteri, Salmoniformes, Salmonidae. Gene Ontology annotation, molecular function: protein binding. Bases 190 to 951 code for a protein of 253 amino acids. Gene Ontology annotation, cellular component: external side of plasma membrane. The record is from RefSeq and is a predicted model, not a curated record. Gene Ontology annotation, biological process: defense response to Gram-negative bacterium; positive regulation of T cell migration; positive regulation of cytokine production involved in immune response. The transcript is spliced from 6 exons.